Messenger RNA from Zerene cesonia (dogface butterfly), 1688 nucleotides. RefSeq names its product spermine oxidase-like. The record is from RefSeq and is a predicted model, not a curated record. Gene Ontology annotation, molecular function: polyamine oxidase activity. Bases 81 to 1598 code for a protein of 505 amino acids. The transcript has 7 exons. NCBI's taxonomy places the organism in Eukaryota, Metazoa, Arthropoda, Insecta, Lepidoptera, Pieridae.
UAUCCUAAUCUAUUACUUUGAUAAUGAUGUUUAAACAUCCUUAAUCAUUGUUAUUAUCGGUAAAUAGUAUGAAAAUUUAAAUGUUCAUGAGUCAAGAUUGUCUUAUCAGUUCGGCGCUGGUGCACUCGAGGGUCGGCCAUAUUUGUAAUUCACUUCUGUCAGCUGACGACCGGUUCUACUCUAAGUAUCUACAAGAAAUUCCAAGUAACAGGCAAAUAAUGGACGUGUUAGUCAUAGGCUGUGGAGCAUCGGGUAUAGCCGCCCUAAGGAAACUCCAUGACGCUGGACUAAAGGUUUUGGGCCUGGAAGCUGAAGACAGAAUCGGGGGCAGGAUUAAGACUGUUCAAUAUGGAGACUGUUAUUUGGACGUGGGUGCUGCAUGGUGCCACGGUGAAAAAGACAACAUCGUGUUUGAAAUAGCGAAUCCCCUAGGUCUCUUAGGACGUCCUAAGCCUGACCACAAAUGGUACGUGCUAUCCAACGGCGAGCUACUCCGGUCGGACGUUAGUGAGGGGAUCCUGACUGCCUUGGAUGGAGAAGUCGCUAAAGCUGAUAAAAACACAAAGCAAUCCAUUUCUGAAUGUGUUAGGAAAGCAGCUAAAACCAACCCUACAUUGAAAAAGGAGAAACUAUCCCAGGCUUUCGUAGAAUGGUUUGAGAGAAAUAACCAUGUCGGCGGUCAAACUGAUCCGAUUAAAGGGAAGUCCCUAAAGGGUUUGGAAGAGAAUUGGGGUUGUGAAGGUGAAUUUAUGCUGAACUGGAAAGGGAGAGGUUAUAGGACUAUCUUGGAUGUCUUAUUGAAUAAAUUCCCCGAGCCCUCGAAAGAGUUGCCAAUUCAAAUACACUUCAAGAAAGAAGUAGAAACGAUAAAGUGGCGCUCGAGUCAAGCGGGCAACCCCCUCGUGCACGUCAAGUGCAAGGAUGGGAGUCUCUACUCCGCUAAAAGCGUUAUUGUUACCGUGUCUUUGGGAGUUUUGAAAGAAAGACACAACAAACUGUUCAAUCCGCAGCUGCCAGCUGAAAAAAUAAAUACCAUAAACAAUCUACAACUCUGCGUUCUAGAUAAGAUAUACAUUGAAUUUAGCAAGCCUUGGUGGCCAGAAACUCCCGCUAGUUUCACUAUAAUAUGGCAAGAAGAAGAUAGAGCUAAAUUGAGUAAAGACGAACAAUGGAUUACGGAGAUAUCUGGCUUUAAUACAGUAGAAUACCAUCCUAAUGUACUAUUGGCGUGGAUUUAUGGUAACGCCGCUGAAAAAAUGGAGAAAUUGACAGUGGAAGAAGUGAAGUUUGGCGUUGAGAAGCUGUUGAAUGUGGUGUUUAAGAAGAGUUUUGAUGUAUCGCCUGUUAAAUUUGUCACCAGAACGGAAUGGGCUUCUAAUCCAUUUGCAAGAGGCUCAUAUUCGUACCGCAGUGUAGCCAACGAAGAGAAAGGCGGUAGCGCUAUAAUUCUAAGUGAACCCUUGUAUUAUGGGGAGAAUUUCCCCAUUGUUUGCUUUGCUGGGGAAGCAACUUCCCACCAUAGACACGCAUCGGUCCACGGCGCCAUAGAAUCUGGGUUUAGGGAAGCCGAUAGAUUGAUCGCCAGCUUCAAGAAAUGAUUUUUAUUACUGGCAACUCUAUACCAGUUCUUUUUUGUGAUGUUUUUGUACGUGUAAAUUGUUGGAUCUAAUAUUUUUAUUGUUAAAAUA